GGCCCGCCCCCAGCCCCUCCGGCCCCGGCCCGCGCUCUGCCCCUUUAAGAAGCCCAGGUAGGCAGGCCGGGCCGCGGGACCGCUCCUAUGGCAACUCGCGAGCCGCGGCGGCUUCAUGAAUAUUCCGGGGCGCGGGAGCCCGAGCGCUGCCGGAGGGCUCUCCGGGGGAGGCGCCCGUUGAUGUAAGCCCGGCGGGCCGCUGGGCUCCGCGCGGCUGCGGCGGGGGCCCCGGGACGGCCCGGCCGGGCUCGGCCGGGAGAGGGAGGCGAGCUCGCGGGGAGCUGGCCACAAAGCCCGGGCAGCCGGACCGACGGACAGCCGCCCGCGCCGGGACGCAGCGGGAGCCGCGGGCCGUGCGCUCUGCGCUCCCGAGCGGCUCCCGGAGCGCCGCGGCCCGGCGCGGCUGGUGCCGGCGCCCAUUGUUCCCCGCGGGGGCGGGGCGCCUGGAGCCGGGCCGCGCGCCGCGCCCCUGAGCGCGGGAGGGAGGGCGGGAGCGCGGGGUCCCCGCGCCCAGCCCGGGCGCGAGGAGGCGCAGCGCGGAGAGCCCGGGACGGGAGCCGGACUGGGAGCCUCCCGCGGCGCGCAGCAUGGGCGACUGAGGAGCCCCGCGCCGGCCGCGAAGGACUCGUCCCCACGGGCUGACUGACAGGCGGGCGGACCUGGAGCGGCUCCGCGGCGCCGCGCCCCUGUGCCCGGCCCGGCCCUGGCGCCAUGGACAAGCUGCCGCCGUCCAUGCGCAAGCGGCUCUACAGCCUCCCGCAGCAGGUGGGGGCCAAGGCGUGGAUCAUGGACGAGGAAGAGGACGCCGAGGAGGAUGGGGCCGGGGGCCGCCAAGACCCCAGCCGCAGAAGCAUCCGGCUGCGGCCGCUGCCCUCGCCGUCGCCCUCCGUGGCCGCGGGCAGCGCGGAGUCCCGGGGCGCGGCCCUCGGGGCAGCGGACAGCGAGGGGCCGGCCCGCGGCGCGGCCAAGUCCAGCACGAACGGCGACUGCAGGCGCUUCCGCGGGAGCCUGGCCUCGCUGGGCAGCCGGGGCGGCGGCGGCGGCGCGGGCAGCGGCAGCAGCCACGGGCACCUGCACGACUCCGCGGAGGAGCGGCGGCUCAUCGCCGAGGGCGACGCGUCCCCUGGCGAGGACAGGACGCCCCCGGGCCUGGCGGCGGAGUCCGAGCGCCCCGGAGCCUCGGCGCAGCCCGCAGCCUCGCCGCCGCCGCCCCAGCAGCCGCCACAGCCGGCCUCCGCCUCCUGCGAGCAGCCCUCCGCUGACACCGCUGUCAAAGUGGAGGGAGGCGCGGCCGCCGGCGACCAGAUCCUCCCCGAGGCUGAGGUCCGCCUGGGCCAGGCCGGCUUCAUGCAGCGCCAGUUCGGGGCCAUGCUCCAACCUGGAGUCAACAAAUUCUCCCUGAGGAUGUUCGGCAGCCAGAAAGCCGUGGAGCGCGAGCAGGAGAGGGUUAAAUCGGCGGGGUUUUGGAUUAUCCACCCCUACAGCGACUUCAGAUUUUACUGGGACCUGACCAUGCUGCUGCUGAUGGUGGGAAACCUGAUCAUCAUUCCUGUGGGCAUCACCUUCUUCAAGGAUGAGAACACCACGCCCUGGAUUGUCUUCAACGUGGUGUCCGACACGUUCUUCCUCAUCGACUUGGUCCUCAACUUCCGCACAGGGAUCGUGGUGGAGGACAACACAGAGAUCAUCCUGGACCCACAGCGGAUUAAGAUGAAGUACCUGAAAAGCUGGUUUGUGGUGGAUUUCAUCUCCUCCAUCCCUGUGGAUUACAUCUUCCUCAUCGUGGAGACUCGCAUUGACUCGGAGGUCUACAAGACUGCUCGGGCCCUGCGCAUUGUCCGCUUCACCAAGAUCCUCAGCCUCUUGCGCCUCCUACGUCUCUCCCGCCUCAUCCGAUACAUCCACCAGUGGGAAGAGAUCUUCCACAUGACCUACGACCUGGCGAGCGCGGUGGUGCGCAUCGUGAACCUCAUCGGCAUGAUGCUGCUGCUGUGCCACUGGGACGGCUGCCUGCAGUUCCUGGUGCCCAUGCUGCAGGACUUCCCCGACGACUGCUGGGUGUCCAUCAACCACAUGGUGAACAGCUCCUGGGGCAAGCAGUACUCCUACGCCCUGUUCAAGGCCAUGAGCCACAUGCUGUGCAUCGGGUACGGGCGGCAGGCGCCCGUGGGCAUGUCCGACGUGUGGCUCACCAUGCUCAGCAUGAUCGUUGGCGCCACCUGCUACGCCAUGUUCAUCGGCCACGCCACCGCCCUCAUCCAGUCUCUGGACUCCUCCCGGCGCCAGUACCAGGAAAAGUACAAGCAGGUGGAGCAGUACAUGUCCUUCCACAAGCUCCCGCCCGACACCCGGCAGCGCAUCCACGACUACUACGAGCACCGCUACCAGGGCAAGAUGUUCGACGAGGAGAGCAUCCUCGGCGAGCUGAGCGAGCCGCUGCGGGAGGAGAUCAUCAACUUUAACUGCCGGAAGCUGGUGGCCUCCAUGCCACUGUUUGCCAACGCGGACCCCAACUUUGUGACGUCCAUGCUGACCAAGCUGCGCUUUGAGGUCUUCCAGCCCGGGGACUACAUCAUCCGGGAAGGCACCAUUGGCAAGAAGAUGUACUUCAUCCAGCACGGCGUGGUCAGCGUGCUCACCAAGGGCAACAAGGAGACCAAGCUGGCUGAUGGCUCCUACUUUGGAGAGAUCUGCCUGCUGACCCGGGGCCGGCGCACGGCCAGCGUCAGGGCCGACACCUACUGCCGCCUCUACUCGCUGAGCGUGGACAACUUCAACGAGGUGCUGGAGGAGUACCCCAUGAUGCGGCGGGCCUUCGAGACCGUGGCGCUGGACCGCCUGGACCGCAUCGGCAAGAAGAACUCCAUCCUCCUGCACAAAGUGCAGCAUGACCUCAACUCCGGCGUGUUCAACUACCAGGAGAACGAGAUCAUCCAGCAGAUCGUGCAGCACGACCGGGAGAUGGCCCACUGUGCCCACCGCGUCCAGGCCGCGGCCUCGGCCACCCCGGCCCCCACGCCCGUCAUCUGGACACCGCUGAUCCAGGCACCCCUGCAAGCUGCCGCUGCCACCACGUCCGUGGCCAUAGCCCUCACCCACCACCCCCGCCUGCCCACCGCCAUCUUCCGCCCGCCCCCAGGACCCGCGCUGGGCAACCUGGGGGCCGGGCAAACGCCCAGGCACCUGAAGCGCCUGCAGUCCCUGAUCCCCUCCGCGCUGGGCUCCGCCUCGCCCGCCAGCAGCCCCUCCCAGGUGGACACGCCGUCCUCAUCUUCCUUCCACAUCCAGCAGCUGGCCGGCUUCUCCGCGCCCGCUGGACUGAGCCCCCUCCUGCCCUCGUCCAGCUCCUCCCCGCCGCCAGGGGCCUGCGGCUCCCCGCCGGCUCCCACGCCCCCCGCUGCCACGGCUGCCGCCACCACAGCUGGGUUUGGCCACUUCCACAAGGCGCUGGGCGGCUCUCUGUCCUCUUCCGAUUCUCCGCUGCUCACCCCACUGCAGCCAGGUGCCCGCUCCCCACAGGCCGCCCAGCCGCCCCCGCUGCCAGGGGCCCGCGGAGGCCUGGGGCUCCUGGAGCACUUCCUGCCGCCCCCGCCCUCGUGCAGGUCCCCGUCGUCCAGCCCUGGGCAGCUGGGCCAGCCUCCCGGGGAGCUGUCCCCAGGCCUGGCCGCCGGCCCAGCAUGUACGCCAGAGACACCCCCUCGGCAGCCCGAGCGGCAGUCCCUCGUGGCAGGGGCCUCUGGGGGGGCAUCCCCUGGAGCCUUUCCCCCCCGGGGAGGUGUCAGCCCGCCGGGCCACAGCCCAGGCCCCCCAAGAACUUUCCCCAGUGCCCCACCCCGGGCCUCUGGCUCCCACAGCUCCCUGCUCCUGCCGCCCGCGUCCAGCCCCCCACCGCCCCAGGUCCCCCAGCGCCGGGGCACACCCCCCCUCACCCCAGGCCGCCUAACCCAGGACCUCAAGCUCAUCUCAGCCUCUCAGCCGGCCCUGCCCCAGGACGGGGUGCAGACUCUCCGCAGAGCCUCUCCACACUCCUCCGGGGAGUCCGUGGCUGCCUUCCCGCUCCUGCCCAGGGCGGGGGGCAGCAGCGCGGGCAGUGGGGGCCUCGGGCCCCCCGGGAGGCCCUAUGGUGCCGUCCCAGGCCAGCACGUCACUCUGCCUCGGAAGACAUCCUCAGGUUCUUUGCCACCCCCUCUUUCUUUGUUUGGGGCAAAAGCCACCUCUUCUGGGGGGCCCCCUCUGACUGCUGCACCCCAGAGGGAACCUGGGGCCAGGUCCGAGCCGGCGCGCUCCAAACUGCCGUCCAACCUGUGAGCGGGGUCCCCUCCCCUUCGCACCCCUCCUCCCUCCCUGCCUCCUUCAGGGUUAACUGUGAUUAGGAGAUACACCAAUAACAAUAAUAAUCGUUAAAAACCCA
This is a messenger RNA of Microcebus murinus (gray mouse lemur), 4411 nucleotides long. RefSeq names its product hyperpolarization activated cyclic nucleotide gated potassium channel 4 (gene HCN4). Gene Ontology annotation, cellular component: membrane; axon; dendrite. NCBI's taxonomy places the organism in Eukaryota, Metazoa, Chordata, Mammalia, Primates, Cheirogaleidae. Gene Ontology annotation, molecular function: voltage-gated potassium channel activity. Gene Ontology annotation, biological process: potassium ion transmembrane transport; regulation of membrane depolarization; sodium ion transmembrane transport. The record is from RefSeq and is a predicted model, not a curated record.